UCAUCUUCACAACAAGCGUCAGUCGCCGCUGUCGCUGCCUCAGCUCCGCACUCAUGUGCACCGACACUCAACUUAUGGACAUUUGUCAGGAAUAAUACGAGUUGCCGCCUGUGACUGGACUUUGCCGAACUCAGCUGAACGUAGCGGAGAUGCGUUUUUGAUGCUUUCUGGUGCUUUUUUGGUGCUUUUUUUUAAAACGGAGUUUGCGCUUUUUGAGGAUUGUCGCUUCCUGACAGUUGGGUUUAACCGCCUGCACGUUACCCCGCUCCCUCCUCUCCUCCUUGUCUCAUUUAUCAGCGACAGGCUUCACGACACAACCAGUCAUGUCUCGUAGAAGCUCUCGUCUGGUGUCCGGUGGAUACUACAACUCCGAUGAAGAGUCCGACUCCAGUAGCGUGACGAACAUAUCCUACCGGGAAAACCCUGUCAAGGUUUUUAAGAAGAAGGCUGGAACCCGCAAGUCCCGAACACCCACCAGAGCCAGCGGCAAUGCUAAGUCUGCCACAGCUGAGACUCCUGUCACUGCAGGCCAGUACGACGAUCUGAGUCCGUCCCCCUCCAGUCAGGCCCAGCCUGUCAUGAGGACCGUACCCUACGUCCCCGCUGUGGCCACCCCUCGUCCUGCCCUGACGCCGUCGUCGUCGUCGUCAGCCCGGAGUCCGGCGACCACACACAGCCCCUCAGCACCACCGGAGAUGAGCCACCGCUCUGGGCCGUCCAGCUCCAGGCGCCCGGAUUUACACUUCAGACCCAACCACAAGGAGCUGUGUCCGAGCGGCGUGGACAGCUCAGGGUACUCGUCCUCUGAGGCCCCGUACAGGAAGUCCGUCCCCGCAAGCAGCAACGCGGGCAGAGUCCGCAGUAACAGCGGGGAUCAGAGUCCUGGAUACAGAAGCAGGAUUAGCAACGCUUUCUAUAAUGUAAUCGACUCAGCGUCACCGAUGGUCAAUGCAGCGCGUUCAAAAGUCCUUCAUCUGGCAGAUUCAGCCAAGUCGUCAUCCAGCCCUCGCAUGAAAAAAGCUUGUGGUCUCAUCCUCCUCUUCCUCAUUCUACUUCUAUGUAUUUGGUUUCUCCGUCCCCUGUUCACGUCCUUCGUCUCCUACAUGGCCACAAAGACCCCGUCACAGACCAAACCUGAGAUCCAACCCGUCAUCCCCCCCGCUCCUCCUGUUCAACACAAGACCGUGUAUCACACUCCUGUGGUGGAUCCUGCCGUCGUGUCUGCUGCUGUAGAGGCAAAGAUGCAGCAUCUUUUGGUGGAGCUUCAGCUGAAGCAAGAACUUCUUCUCUCUGAGAUGAAAGAGAGACUUCAGCUGGAUAUGCAGAACAUGAAAAACAGUCUUGAGACGGAGGACUCUGACAGACGGAUGCAUCUGGAAAAGGAGAUUGCUGGUCUGGGCAGACGGAUGGUGGAUUAUCAGACGGACAGUCGCUCUUCUGCCGACAGCCUCGUCCUCAGGAUCCAGACGCUGGAGGCGCAGAACGCUAAGCUGUCCCAGGAGUUGUCUUCCAUCCAGCUGAUCCCUCCUCCGGCUCCCUGCCCUGAACCCAGCAGCCCCCCCGUCCAGAACCAGCUCACCCCAGAGCUCCAGCAGGCCAUGGAGAAGUGGCUCAGCGCCCGCAUCCAGGAGCACGACGUGAUGCGGCUCGGAGACAAAGGAAGCUGCACAGACUGUGGACGUCCCAUGGCUGACAAAAUGGCCGACUUUGCCCUGGAGACUCAAGGUGCCAGUGUGGUGAGCACCAGGUGUUCAGAGACGUAUCGUAUUCGUUCUGCCUGCGUGACUCUGUUCGGUUUCCCUCUGUGGUAUCCGUCCGAAAGCCCACGGACUGUGAUUCAGGGCUACCCGGUGCUGCUUCCAGGGAAGUGCUGGGCCUUUCACGGUGUCCAGGGGACUCUGGUCAUCUCUCUGUCUCAUCCCGUGUGGAUAACUCACGUGACCCUCGACCACCUGCCGCGCUACAACUCCCCCACCGGACGCAUCGACUCCGCACCCAAAGACUUCGAAGUCUACGGGAUGACAAAUGACGCAGAGGAAGGAACGCUGCUGGGGACGUUCACCUACGAAGAGAGUGGAGAGUCGACGCAGACGUUCAAGCUUCCUAACCCAAGCGACGUGGCGUAUCGAUACGUGGAGCUGCGAGUUCUCAGCAACUGGGGCCACGUUGAGUACACGUGCGUUUACCGCUUCCGCGUGCAUGGAAAGAUGGCGUCGUCCACAUGAGACUCCGCCCUCACAGAGAAGGACCAGGAAGUACAUUCACAAUGGAAAAACAAAAUACAAACAUAUUAAAUCCACUCUGAUGGUCUGAGCUGCGUUCAGGGCCAAAUGCUACUGGAAAAAACAAAACAAAAAAAAAGUUCAGUGUUUACUCACGUCGACAGGUUUUGCUGUAUUUCGCUACGGCUUAGUGUUAAAAUGACGAGAACUAUGAGAGAUGUUCGUGUGGUUGCAAGUUUGACUGAAGCUUUUCUGGAAGGAAACAUUAGAGAGUUUAAGGUUCUGGCAACUUUAUGCUUUCAAUCAUUUGAGCGUGCCACAAAAUAAUCGUUGUUCGUUGCUAAAUUUUUAUGAUAUUUAUUAGGUUUUUCACUGCGCACACUGCUACCUGGGUAAAAUAAUAAUUCUUUUUUUUAUAUAUUUAUUUUUCCACUGGGCAGUUGAGUGUUGAACACCCGCUCAGUGGCAACGACAACAAGGAAGGAGAUUCUUACUCAUCGUACUGACCCACAGCUCUACAGGUGGUGAUGCUAAAUGCUAAAACAAAAGCUAAUUUCUCUCAUGCUUUGUCCAAGUUUGGGCAGUAAAUCAAAGUCAGUAUUACAUACUUUGACAGUUUAGUGUUUGUGAAGUUCUUAAACGUGUUGCCUGACGAUAGGAGCUGAACGAGCUCUUUAACUAUUCUUGACAGGACAUUGAUCAACAAGAGCCGCCGGCGAAUUUGCUAUUUUUAUGUUAAAUUUGGCGUAAUAUUCCUAUAAAAGGUAGAAUAUAAAUCUUUGCACGACGUCUUUAUUCCUCUCUUUUAUUUAGCCGUCGUUACGCUUCAGUCUUGAUUAUAUUUCUGGUACUUGAAUCCUUGAGAACCAUGUCUUCACAGACCUCAUGUCUUCAAAGACCCCAUGUUUCUUCUUCCUUGUACGUAACACUUCAUUUGUGUACGAGCUCCUUCAUUGCGAGUGAAAGGUGUUAUUUAUUUUUAAAGCUAAAGUUUUCAGAUGAUGGUCAGAUGAUUAAAUUUCACUGUACAGAAUCCGGACGGGGAAGAAAAUGGUGACACAAGUGCCGAACUUUUGUUUUUUUUAUUUGUUGUACAGUUCAUUUAAAGGAAAGAACAUAUUAUUUUUGUGAGGAAGUGCGUUGUAGAGGAUUACAGGUUUAAAAUAAAAAUAAUAAUGAAUCACAAAUGUGUUGCUACUUGCUUGUUGUCUUAAUGUAGUUCAGAUUUGGAUCAUAACAAAGCUGACGACAACCCAGGAUCAGGAAUGUGUUUUUUUUGUUUGUCUGUUUGUUUGAUAUAUCUCAAAUAAAAUGGAAGUUAAUUAAAAAUUAAAUGUUUUAUGAGAUGUACAGAGAAAACCCUGUUGUAUUCAGUGUGGAUAGAGAUCUAAGAUGUUGAAUUUAUAGUUUUUACUUUCAUCAUUUGUUUGAUUAUGAAUUAGUAUAAAUUGAAGUUACAGAUUUUCAAGUACAAAAAAGAUGCACACAGUGUCAUGUACUUUAUGUAUAUUAGAUUUGCAAAAAUAUUCUAUAAAUUCCCUUCUUGCUGGUAAAUAUCUAGAUGAGCAUCAUGACUAAUGUCUCCAACCUCCAUCAACAAAUGGUAAAUUUUGCUUAUUUUUCGCAAAGAAGAAAGAAAAAAAAUAAAAAGUUUCUUUCUCUUUGUGUUUAGUGUCAAAUACUUCCUCAGCUGUUUGAAUAUAAAAGCCUUUUUGUAAACGAAACUGAUUUGUUAAAUAAAACAUGUUAAUAUA
Molecule: messenger RNA, 3976 nt
Organism: Mugil cephalus (flathead mullet)
Lineage: Eukaryota; Metazoa; Chordata; Actinopteri; Mugiliformes; Mugilidae
Exons: 16
Coding region: 324-2225 (633 amino acids)
Biological process (GO): nuclear envelope organization
Cellular component (GO): meiotic nuclear membrane microtubule tethering complex; nuclear envelope
Molecular function (GO): protein-membrane adaptor activity
Source: RefSeq, a predicted model, not a curated record